This is a messenger RNA of Nomascus leucogenys (northern white-cheeked gibbon), 346 nucleotides long. RefSeq names its product zinc finger protein 558. The record is from RefSeq and is a predicted model, not a curated record. The transcript has 4 exons. The coding region runs from base 77 to 346 and encodes 89 amino acids. Gene Ontology annotation, biological process: regulation of DNA-templated transcription. NCBI's taxonomy places the organism in Eukaryota, Metazoa, Chordata, Mammalia, Primates, Hylobatidae.
ACUGUCCUGAGAGCGCUGUGGGAUAAGGGAGGAGUGUCCUGCUUCCCGGCUGCCCUGUUGCUAUCGGAGUCACAGGAUGGCGACUGUCCUGCCCCUGACUAUUGCUCCGUCUUCCCCGUUCCCAGCCUCUCAGCAAAAAGGACACACAGAGGGCGGAGAGCUGGUUAAUGAGCUCCUGACAAGCUGGCUACAGGGCUUGGUGACCUUCGAGGAUGUGGCCGUGGAGUUCACCCAGGAGGAGUGGGCGUUGCUGGACCCUGCCCAAAGGACACUGUACAGGGACGUGAUGCUGGAGAACUGCAGGAACCUGGCCUCACUGGUGCCCUUUGAUGCACAAAAGUUUUAA